AUGUCAAAUCCGCCGCCCGCUCCCGAAGACACCUUGCCUGACCCCCUGGUGACACCUGCCGCGCCCGCCCAUCAUGAUUGCUCGAAGGCGGCCGACAGAGCUUGGCCCAUCCCACGUCACCACUUGUCGCAGGACCAACACUUGUCCCAGGGGGCUCAACAGGCGCCAUCCCCAUCGCGCGCGGAAUCCCCCACGGCUACCCAUCGAUGGUCCCAACCUGCAUCCUCGUUCGCCCUAAAAAGGACGCCGACGAUCCCGCUGGAGAAAUUCGCCCGUCCGGACUCUUUCCACAGCCCACAACUGUCCGAGCGAGAUAGCAUCUUUGCAACCCAUUAUAUUACCUCGGACAGCGGCGCCAAUACCCCACAAUUCCCCCCCGACAAAGCCCCGGACAAUGAGCGCCCGGUCAAUCUGACCUCUGACCUGGAUGAGGUGUCCAGGUCUCCCAGUCCGCGAUCCAAGGUCUCUCCCCACCAUUCACACGUCGACUCUUCCCACAUGGAGGUUGACGUCCACAGACACUUUCCAUUGCGUUCCCCACCUCUUUUCUCUCCCCCGGAUGCUCCUCGUCUCUCUUUGCUCCGUUCGUCCAUCUCGUCUGCAGACCCGGUGAUAGACCAGGCGGAAGCUGGGGCCCAAUCUGUACAUCUAGGGACACUGGAAGAAACAGGUACGAAGCCCGGUGGCUCACAAAACGCUCUGGCUGAACGCAGUCUUCUUCCAUCGGUGCUAGAUGAUGUCUCCGAGUCUCCCCAGACUUUGACGCCAACGUCUGGCCCGGACUGGCCGAUGGUGAAUUCCGAGGGGGUCUCUUACACACGCGCGGACCCUUCACGGAGUAUCGGACUGGAGCGAAGCUCAAGCAGGGGGCGUCGCAGCCGCAUGGACAGCUCAAUUGAGGCAGAUCUCAGCAACGUCGAGCCUGCUUCUCAUGUGCGCAGUCGUAAGUCCAGUCACUACUUGGGUUUAUUUAAAGAAAAUACCACCACCUCACCUGAUCGCAAGCGAUGGGAAGAUCGGGGGAAGCAUCACGAUGAGCAUCCGGACUCCAAGGAUCGUGGCAUGGAUCUCGAACCCCAAGUAGCACGUCUGGCGUCGGAGGAGGAAGGGUUGAUCCGAAAAAGCAUUUCGCUCCCCAUGUUAGGCGAAGGGCCUAGCUUUGAAUCACAACAGUCGACUGAGACGACCCAGCAGGCGGAACAAGAGGAGCCGCUCAAGCGCCACCCUCCAGCACUCCCACGCAGCCUUCUGGAGGAGAUCCGUAAUUUUCAUCUCACUCCUGGUGGAGGGCGUGGAUCGUCCUUUUCCAAGAGUAUUCCGACUCAAUAUGCCGAACGCGGCCGCGACUAUUUUCAGAAAGAGGCCCAUGUUGAACGAUUUCACGAAUCUUUUAGCUCUCUCGAUGAGGAAGGAAGAGAGCGGCGGGGAUCCGCGCAAUCUGAAGAUGAUGAAGAAGAGAAUGAGCAGAUUUCUUCUGCAGUUUACUUUCCUCAUGAACGUGUUACCGUACCUGAAGACAUUGACGUCUCUGAGCCCUUGGCGGCAGAUUCACGAAGCACACAAUCAGUGCAGUUGGAGAAGGGCCAUGAGCUGAUGUUGGUGCCCCAAGAACGUAGCCCUUCACCGGAACAGAAUGUCGGCCAUGUCGAUAUAUCCUUCCGAUCUAAGAAUGAGAGCAAGGUCCUGCAUGGUGAACUUGGAGAUAUCAGACCGCCUGCUGAGGGUGCGGACAAAUCCUUAAGCGCCAUCUCUGAACGCAGUUAUGAUUCCACUUGCGAAUCCGAAGCUGUGUCAGCGGAUGAAAGCGGCCAUUCGCUUCACGAAGAAUCCAGCUUGACUGAUGAUGCUGAAUUGACUCCGACCGCGACUCCUACUCAGCGGCCACGAUUACCACCCAAACGCAAGACUGCUGGACCUCUAGGCGCUGUGGAACUGAAACCUUACCGGCAUCAAGUUGGUGGCCACACGACUGUAUUUCGCUUCUCCAGGCGUGCGGUGUGUAAACAAUUAAAUAACCGAGAAAACGAGUUCUACGAGCGCAUUGAAAGGAGGCACCCUGAUAUGCUUGUGUUUCUUCCUAGGUAUAUUGGAGUCCUCAACGUGACUUUCUCUAAGACUUCAAAACGCUCCAAAAAUCAUAUUGAACACACGGGGACCAAUAUUUCUGAACCGGGACACUCCAGUGGAACUUUUUCGAUGAAGUCUCAUUCUCUUGAUGCGCCAGAACCUCAGCGGAUUGUUAGCCAAAAGCAGGUGACUGGCGUGAUCCCCAAGGUUAUCCUGGAGAACAACCGUCACAUCAUUCCGGCGGAUCUUUUCUCUCCUCCCAAGCGAUUUCAAACCUCCCGACUUGCCCCUGAUCCAAUUAUGGACCGACCGCGCUCCGCCGAUGGCCUGGGUAAACUAUCCACUGACUCGGAUCCCUCGGAGUUGAGAAAGCGCGCCAAGAUCUGGGGUGCUACCACUGUCAACCGGAAACUCCAGGAGCAGGUGCUACGAGAGGUUUUUAGCCCACCAGCUAUUCACCACCAUCGCCGCCAUCCUCGUGGACACAUUCAUUUGCCAAGAGCAACAUCUGACAUCCCCCGUCGCCGUGGAAACUACUCAGAAGACCACGCUUCCAGCAUUCGCCCUUCUCCCCUGGAUAGGGUUGAGGCUUUGCAAACAAAUGCAAUGGACAUUCAGCACUCAUCUAAGGAGGGACCGACUCUAUCCUCAUCAGCAUCCACUGCACUGGAUGAAAAUCGUCUCGCAAAAGUCAAAACAGUUGACCAGAUCAAUCGAUCUAAUUCUCUUAAUAGUGGCCAACAAGUACGAAGGCGGCACUCUGGUGGUGGUCUUCAACGCCGAGGAAGCUUGAAUUCCCACAAUACUGGUGACCUGAUGUUUUUCGAUGACGAAGGAUAUGGCGGUGACCGGGAAGAUGAGAUCUUUUCUAUGGAAGGCGAUGCACCUGUUCCACAUGAGCAUGCCCCUCCGAAUAGGCUCUCAAAAUCCCCCUCAGAAAGCACAUCCUCCGGCGAGGCACAUGCAGGUAGAAUGGCAGCCCCUCGUAAGCUGUCUGAACUCCUUCCCCGGCCCGGAAUCGAUCAAGAGGUGGGGGCUCAUCUGCCCAGCAACCCCAAAGAGGCGCAGCUGCGGAAAGAUGAACGUGUCCAAUUUUUCCUGCUCCUGGAGGAUCUUACUGCUGGGAUGAACAAGCCAUGCGUGCUCGACCUCAAGAUGGGUACUCGACAGUAUGGCAUCGAGGCUACUGAGAAAAAGAAGAAGUCUCAGAGGCGAAAGUGCCAGUCUACUACUUCCCGACAGCUGGGUGUUCGUCUUUGUGGCAUGCAAGCCUGGAAUGUCAAGAAGCAAGAGUACCUUUUCGAAGACAAGUAUUUUGGACGAGACUUGAAGUCUGGACGCGAGUUUCAGGAUGCACUCACCCGAUUUCUCUACGACGGGGUUAGCUAUGCUAGCGUGGCCAAGAAAAUUCCCGUUAUAUUGGAAAAACUUUCUCUCCUGGAGCACAUGAUUAGGAAGCUGGAUCGAUACCGUUUAUAUGCGAGCAGCCUCCUAAUUCUGUACGACGGGGAACAGGCAACUCCCUUGACUCCGCCACAAACCCCUAGUCACACAUCGGGCGACCGGCCUGCCCCACGGCGCCGGGUGUCUGAUGAUGGCCAUAACAAUGUCGAUGUCCAGCUGAAGAUCGUUGACUUCGCCAAUUGUGUCACUGGCGAAGAUGAGCUACCCCCCGACACACCUUGCCCACCACACUAUCCUCAGGAUAUUGAUCGUGGAUACUUGCGUGGUCUUCGCACGUUGCGAAUGUAUUUCCAGCGUAUCAUGAAAGAGAUCACUCAGGACGAGUUUGUUGAACGCGGUGAAGGCGAGGCCAUUGCAUUAGGCUCCCAGCCUGCCGUCCGUGAAUUACCUUCUGAUCAAUACUGGGAUGAAAGUAUCGUGGAGACUGAUAUUGGCGAAGUCAGUUUCUGA
Penicillium macrosclerotiorum is the source of this 3981-nucleotide messenger RNA. RefSeq names its product inositol polyphosphate kinase KCS1. Gene Ontology annotation, cellular component: cytoplasm; nucleus. Gene Ontology annotation, biological process: phosphatidylinositol phosphate biosynthetic process; inositol phosphate biosynthetic process. NCBI's taxonomy places the organism in Eukaryota, Fungi, Ascomycota, Eurotiomycetes, Eurotiales, Aspergillaceae. Gene Ontology annotation, molecular function: inositol hexakisphosphate kinase activity. The record is from RefSeq and is a predicted model, not a curated record. Bases 1 to 3981 code for a protein of 1326 amino acids. The transcript is spliced from 2 exons.